AUGCCCCUGGCCUGCUACAACCUCUCCAUUCCCUUCUGUGAAAGCAUGAAGUUUAUCGAAAACCCCGACAAUCUGGAAAGUUUCCAGUUCGUGAUGGCCGCUGGAAACGUCCCAUUCUACGCGAGCGACCUUCGGAACACGGAGGGCUGGUUGAAAAAGGAAAACUUUUUCUUCGGAGCCCGGAAAUUCCGAGAUAUUCCCGAGGGGACCAUGGCCUGCCACAUUUGUUCCUAUGCCUGCUGGACUUCGGAGGCGACCGGAGAUUCGGACACCCGCUGUUACUUCCCGGGGCAAGGUGUGCAAGAAGCAGGGGAGCUCUGCUCGGUCGAUUUCAUGGAUUCCAUGACCGCACGCUUUCCCAACUUGGAGGGCUCUCCAGUGGAG
Messenger RNA from Nannochloropsis gaditana CCMP526, 384 nucleotides. RefSeq lists its product as uncharacterized. The transcript has 2 exons. The record is from RefSeq and is a predicted model, not a curated record. The annotation marks the transcript as partial.